Messenger RNA from Daphnia pulicaria, 1229 nucleotides. RefSeq lists its product as uncharacterized. Bases 137 to 1114 code for a protein of 325 amino acids. The record is from RefSeq and is a predicted model, not a curated record. Lineage: Eukaryota; Metazoa; Arthropoda; Branchiopoda; Diplostraca; Daphniidae. The transcript has 5 exons.
UGAGUGCAACGCUCCAUUUAAAUUUGUUCUGCCUUUACUAUAUAUUUUUGUGCUGUGUAUUUUCACCAAUUUCCAAUUACUCUUUCUGGUUUGCUGUGCCGUGUAUGCUUCACUUCUUCCGUCGUUUUUGAUCAGAAUGCUCUGUCGUGUUCCUCGGCGAUUGUCUUUCUCUUCGAUGAUGACGGCUGGCGUCAUCGUCGGCUUCUGUUUCUUCUCAUUCGCCAACCAGCAAUAUAGAUAUUUCCAGUCGAGUGAAAUAUCUUCCGACAACAAAGAUCUAGCCCUAAUCGACGAGUUUACCGAUGCAUUUAGUAACGAGACGGGGGCCGAUGGCUACAUCGUCCCCAAUAUUAUCCACUUUAUCCGCUUCAAUAAAUUCAAGCUCAAUUUCGUCGAUUACGUCGUGCUGAUGGCGGCGAUGCGCAACCACCGGCCGGACCACUUCUAUUACCACACCAACAUCAAGAAUGUGACCUACGACGGCAAGUACUGGGACUGGGUGAGAAAAGACGAGCAACUCUGGUCCCGCAUUCGAGUCAAGUACCUCGAAGCGCCGACGGAAAUCUUCGGCCAAAAGCUGAGCGACGGAUGGCGGUUUCACCACGGGAGCGACAUCGGACGCAUCCGCGUCUUGAUGCAAUACGGAGGCAUCUACCUGGACAACGACUGCUUCGUCAUCCGCUCGCUGGACAAGUACCGCAAAUUCGAAUGCGCCCUCAACUGGGACGAGAAUCAAUUCAUGGGCACCCAGACUCUCAUCGUCCACAAGAAUUCCCGUUUCAUCAAACUCUGGCUGGAAUCUUAUAAGGGCAAUUAUCAUUCGGAUAGAUGGUAUUACAAUGCCGGAGAACGGCCAACGACUGAAAUCCUAUUGCCGAAACCGCAUUUAAUUCAUCGGGUGAAAGGCAAUUUCGGAGCCGACACGGGUGUUUCGAUGAGCAUUUAUACGAAUAAAAAAUCUGACUGGCGUCGUUUGGAUGUCAUCCACUUGCUCAUGAGUCACCGCAGCUACCUGGACCCAAAAUUCAACAAGACGCCCGUCUUUGACGAAAACAACAUCCGCACUUACGAGUAUCCAUUCGGAGACAUGGUCCGCCAGCUCCUCGACAUGUAAUCGCCUCCUCCUUAUUCUCUUGGUCCAUAAAUAAACCGCAGCACCGAGUCCGAUUUCUUUAUAAUGUAAUUACAUCGGAUCGCUUGAUAAAUUAUUUGUGGUAAAUAAGAAUAUA